This is a messenger RNA of Zerene cesonia (dogface butterfly), 3306 nucleotides long. RefSeq lists its product as uncharacterized. The transcript has 16 exons. NCBI's taxonomy places the organism in Eukaryota, Metazoa, Arthropoda, Insecta, Lepidoptera, Pieridae. Gene Ontology annotation, molecular function: RNA binding; metal ion binding; ubiquitin-protein transferase activity. Gene Ontology annotation, cellular component: CCR4-NOT complex. Bases 87 to 3140 code for a protein of 1017 amino acids. Gene Ontology annotation, biological process: protein ubiquitination. The record is from RefSeq and is a predicted model, not a curated record.
AGACGUUGGUGGUGCAAUAUUUCGUUUUAGCUGGCAUUUGUUUGUAUUUGCCGUGAAGUACAUAACAAUUGGCUGUUGGGGCUAGGAUGUCAGUUCUGAACCAGAGUGGCGAAGAACAGGUGGAAUGUCCCCUGUGUAUGGAACCCUUGGAGGUGGACGAUCUCCAUUUCUACCCGUGCACAUGUGGAUACCAAAUAUGUCGGUUUUGCUGGAACCGAAUCAGGGAGGGAGAGAACGGCCUAUGUCCCGCGUGUCGGAAGGCCUACCCCGAGAACCCUGCAGACUUCACACCACUCAGUCAAGAGCAGGUAGCCGCAAUAAAGACGGAGAAGAAGGCGCGCGAGCAGAAGCGGCGCAACAAGACGCUCGAGUCGCGGCGCGCGCUCGCCAACGUGCGCGUCGUGCAGAACAACCUCGUGUUCGUGGUCGGCCUGCCCGUGCGCCUCGCCGAUCCGGAGAUUCUCAAACGGCAAGAGUACUUUGGCAAAUAUGGAAAAAUUCACAAAGUAGUCAUAAAUCAGAGUCCAGCCUAUGCGGGGUCACAGGUACACACUAGCCCGUCCGCGUCGGCGUACGUGACGUACGUGUCGCCGGCGGACGCGUUGCGCGCGAUCCAGGGCGUCAACAACGUGACGCUCGACGGGCGCGUGCUCAAGGGCUCGCUCGGCACCACCAAGUACUGCGCGAACUUCAUGAAGAACCAGCCCUGCCCCAAGCCCGACUGCAUGUAUCUGCACGAGCUAGGUGAUCCGAAGGCGUCGUUCACGAAGGAGGAGAUGCACGCGGGGCUGCACCAGGUGUACGAGCGGCGCCUGCACCAGCAGCUGCUCGCCGCCAAACCAGACGACAAGCAACUAGGUAAUUCUAGUACGAAUGCAGAUAAAGGCAGUACAAAAGAUGGUAAUCAAUCGAACUUUAUACCAACAACAGUGGUCACUUCGUCUCAAAUUAAUUCAGUCAGUACAGCUAAAUCGAAAAAGGACACAAAUGGUAGUAAUGUUGGCAAUGGUAGCAAUGGCAGUAACGGCAAUAACGGCAAUGGUAAAGAGGCGUGGCCCAGUCUCGGCUCGUCGCCGCCUUCCGAUAGUCCCGCUAGAAAACAACUCAGUCCCAAACCACAACAGUCCACAGCUAAGUCACAAGAAAACGGCACAUCAGAAUCGUCCAGUCCAACACUACACAAUCACCAAUCACAGAUGAAAAACGGCAAAGAUAAUCAAACGGAAAAAAGCAAUAGGAGCAAUAAAGACAGCAAUAGCAAUACAAAUGGACAGGCAAAGAAAAGCAAAUCAGACAAAUCGAAAUCAAAGAAUAGUAUUAGCAACGAAAGCAGCGAAUCGAGUUCGGCAACAGAGAAGACGGAAGCGGAAAUACACACGUCCGUCUUUGAGAAUGACACACAAUUCUUAACGAAUGAGUUGGAUGAAUUAGAAUCAGACAGACACAGCCUCUUAGAAAACCACGAUUUAUUAGAUAACAGUGAUCACAGUUUACUCGAGGACGACACACACAACCUGUUGAACGAUGCCAACAAUGAAGUAUUAAUGAUGCAGAGGCAUAGGGAAAUGCUCGCAGGGCUUGUGGACAAUAAUGUCAUGCCGCACGUCAAGAGUCCACUUAUGAACGGUUACGGGUUAUUAGACAGGGACACAAUGAGUUAUCUAGGUAAUGAUAGACAGAUUAGUCAAAUUAGCCAAGGUCUGAUGGACCAGAAGGAAUUGUUGAUGAGGGAACGCAACCGCAGCAUGCUGUUGAGACAGAACGAGCUGCUAGCCCGGCAGCACAAUGUUAUGGUUGAACUGAAACAUUAUAUGCCUUCAUCUAGUAUAGGAAUGGAGUCUGCUAGUGAAUUAUUAGGUGCUAAUUAUCAUCCAAACCCCAAUAUGCUUCCACCGUUCGGAAUGAGAGUAGACAAUUCUUUAGUAACAAAUUCACUCGGUAACACAGCGAACACACUAGCCAACUCCUUAUCUAUGAACUCUUUAUCCGCAAACACGCUGUCAGUUAACUCGCUUGGUGGAAAUUCGUUGUCAGCUAAUGCAAUGGGCGCAAACACAUUGGGAGCAACUUCGUUAGGGGUCAACUCGUUAGGCGGAAACACUCUGGGGGCUAGCUCGUUAGGCGGGAGCACACUGGGUACAAGCUCUUUGGGCGCAAACACACUAGGGACAAAUUCGUUAGCAAGUUCGUUAGGCGCAAAUUCCAUGGGAGCGAAUACGUUAGGAACAAAUUCUAUGGGAGUGAACACACUGGCCGCAAACUCGAUGGGAGCGAACACAUUAGGCGUAAAUUCAAUGGGGACAAAUGCAAUGGGCAACACAAUAGGCGGCUUCAUGCUCCACAAUCAACAGAUGCAGAUGCAAAAUCAGCAACAGAUGCAGAGUGGACUUGUAAACGGAUUUGAUUCACCACAGAGUGUUAGCGAGGGUCGGUAUCAAGCGGACACGAUGGACAAGUUCUUCACCGACUUCCACAAGGCGCAGCAGAUGCGGCUGGUGGCGGGCGGCGCGGGGGCGGGGGCGGAACGCCCGCGUUACCCACACAACAUGCUCAGCGCCGAGCGCCUCGAGAUGGAGCACAAGAGCAGAAUGAGCGGCUACCGCGCGUCGGAGGGCGCGGGCGGGCGCGCGGCGGGCGACGGCGACGACGACCUCGACUUCGACCCCUUCAAGGAGACGCAGAAGGCGCUCGCCGAGAUGAUGGAGACCGAGAUGAUGCUCAGCAACAUCUCCAGCGGAGACAAUAUGGAUCGUGUCCGACGCACCCGCCUGCCCCCGCCCGGUUUUAGUCACUUGAACGCUUAUGGCAGGCAUCAACCACAACAACAAGGUUACAACAAUAGCAAUGCGAUGUUCUCAGACUGGACGCAGAUGGACCCCGCGAUCAUGUCGACGUCGGUGAACUUCGGCAAGAGCCAGCCGGCGCUGAGCCAGCAGGAGCUGUUCGCGCGCUUCAACCAGCUGGCCGUGCAGCCCAACGGCGUCAAGCUGCAUGCGCACGCGCACGCGCCGCCCAUGGUGCAGUGGCCCGCCGCGCAGAAGCCCUGGGGCGCCGUCGCCUACAACACCAUGCCCCUGCCCCCCGGCUUCGCCCCCCCAAAGACCUCCCAACACCCCGCCGAGUGCAUCGACGCCAAGUAAACGUGCAAUGCAACCCCCUCGACCCGCUCCCCCCUCCACAGUGGAUAUUAUAUUUUCUUAUACCUAGCCUCUUUCCGUUGGUGAUGUGAUCGAUAAAUCUUUGUAUUAACAGAGCAUAUUUUAACGAGAGAAAUAUGAUAACAAAGGAAUUUGUAAAAUAAAUUAA